AUGAGUGACGACAAGCCAAAGACAACGCAUCCGUCCAACGGUUGUGUCAGUGGUGACCACAAGCGACAGAAAAUAGGCGCCAAUGACAUCGAUGUCAGCAUAAACAGCGGUUACCGCAAGAGUUUGGAUCAAUUGGCCGAUUGGUAUUCCUCUGGUGUUAAGCCGACGGGCGAUGAGUUGAAUACCGAAGACAUCCGAGUGAUUGAUAAGCCUUUUAAAGUGAUCUCUUUUGAUGAGUUCAUCGAUAGUCAUGAGUUCCUCAAAAGACUCAAACAAGACAUCAACCAAUUGGACCUAAAUGUCAAGAAUAAUGAUUUGUAUCGAUUGAGACAAUCGGUGGACUUGAAUAACAUUAAGAGCGGAACCAUUGGACAGUUGUGUGAACUGAUGGCCAAACAGGUGAAGCCAUUCGUCGAAAGACUAACUAAUCUAUCGCUCAAUGAUAACAUCGCUCUCACUGUCAGUCGAUAUGAACAAAACGACUAUCUUUUGUGUCACGACGACGAUGUCAUGUCAGAGGAUCAGAUGGACGGCCGAAGAGUCGCUUUUAUCCUGUAUUUGGUGCCCGACUGGAAGACAAGUGACGGCGGAUUACUUGAUUUGUAUGACUCCAACGAAAAUGGUGAGCCCUCGGAGAUAGUGGCAUCGGUGGCGCCCAAAUGGAAUCGCUUUGCAUUCUUCGAAGUGAAUCCAAUCACAUGGCAUCAGGUGUCGGAAGUGGUGUCCGACUCCAAGACUAGACUCAGUGUCCACGGAUGGUUCCACGGCGUGCCUCUGGAGCGACCCAAUCGUUACGUUGAGCCCCAAAUCAGUACAGACGCCGCCACAGAAGUACCCCUUGAAGUGGUUAAGUCGUGGAUUAAUCCCAUAUAUUUACAAGACUCGACUCAAUGUGAGAUUCAGUCGCGGUUUGAAGACUUGUCUGAAAUAGUAUUACAGGACUUCUUCAAUGGCGACAAAUACCAAGAGUUGGCGCGAGCUUUGAGUGACAGCGAAGCCAUUGUCUGGAAAUAUAAUAAACCCCCGAAUAUGAGGCGAUACGAGACAGCAGUGGUCUCGAGCUGUCCGGCCAUUGUUCUCGAGGCCUACGAACUCUUCAGAUCCGAUGCCAUGUUUCUGAUUCUGUCUAAUCUAACGGGUCUUAAACUUCAUGAGUUAGCCGUUAAUAAUGGCUCAGAUGAUGACGAAGACGACAGCGACGACUCGUCUGAAGGUAACCCCCGAUGCAGAGGAGAGAUCAGGCGUUGGUCUCAUUCGUGCUAUACUUUAAUACACGACAACUCCGCCGAAUUGAGCGAAAAGGCAGCCCUCGAUGUGGUCAUACAUUUCAAUUGCGACAAUGAGUUUGAUCGCGAAAACGGAGGCUUUAUUUCAUACAUCGCGAGGGGAGAGGACGAGGAGCUGUUGACUAUCGAUCCGUUCAGUAAUAAUCUGAAUAUCGUGUUCAGAGACACAAAAACGGCUCGAUUUGUCAAAUAUAUUAACAACAAAUGUGUGGACACAGUGGGAAGGGAUUGGAAAGGGAUUGGAAAGGGAUUGGAAAGAAGAUAA
Messenger RNA from Oppiella nova, 1551 nucleotides. The record is from the annotation of a GenBank genome assembly. NCBI's taxonomy places the organism in Eukaryota, Metazoa, Arthropoda, Arachnida, Sarcoptiformes, Oppiidae.